Messenger RNA from Oldenlandia corymbosa var. corymbosa, 2717 nucleotides. The record is from the annotation of a GenBank genome assembly. NCBI's taxonomy places the organism in Eukaryota, Viridiplantae, Streptophyta, Magnoliopsida, Gentianales, Rubiaceae.
CACCGAGUCUCACUUAUGCUGCAAAAGUCAAAACUGAAAAAUCAUUCUAAAACGUUUCCCAAUUAAUUUCCAGAAAAAAAGGGGAAAAAAAAUAUAAAUCUCAAUGCCACCGCCGAAGAAGCCUUCUCGGGGAUUCUCCUUCUUCGGCCUUACCGCCGGCGCCGGAAGAGUCGGUGCCGGUGGAGGUCAUGGCAAGACCGAAACUCCACCGCAGCUGAAACUAGAGACCGAUAGAGAAGUGUAUCGACCCGGUGAUCUAGUUACCAUCACAGUGGAAAUUAAGAACCCGACCGAAUCGUUUUCGCUCCUAGUCGAGAAAUUGAGCUUCGAAAUCAAAGGGAUCGAGAAAUUGGAUACUAAUUGGUUCAACAUUCCAAAGCCUCCGCCGGAAUCUAAGCAACGAAGAGGGGAAUAUGUAUUCAUGGACUGGUCCACACCCACAAUUGUUUCAAAUCAAAUCAUUGCACCGGGAGUUACUAAGAGAUAUGUUGUACGUACACUUCUUCCAAGCAUUAUACCGCCGUCCUAUAGAGGGGCUACUAUCCGGUACAUGUACUAUGCAAGAAGCACAAUAUCUGGGAAAUACUUGAUAUUGAGGAAUGGACAUUCUCAUCGCGAGUUAGUAGAAGACCUCCCUGAUCUGGAAGUCCGAAUACCAUUGCAGAUAUGGGUAACUCAGAAAACCAAUGGAUUAAUAAGUGAAGAAAGUGAAACUGAUGGCAUUGUUCCUGCAACCUCGGUUUGGUUGGAUGUGUACUGGAAAGAGUUGGAGGGAGAUUCUGAAUGGACUAAGGCCAAUGAAAGUUUUGAUGGAGUUGAGGAAGGUUAUGAAAGCUCAAAAGAUGAUAUGCUAUCUGUUUCUUCCUAUAACCCUGGGAAAGAAGACAUACAUCGAGCUUUUGGGAGUUCAUUAUCUUUGCAGUCAUCUUUGGCAAGGUCUUCUAGUAAGGACUUAUCAUUUUUUGAAGCCCGUGCUAGCAUAUCCUCAAAUCCAGCUUUGCCAGGUUUAGUGUUGCCUCGUCUAGCUGUUGCUGAUCCUCUGAGUGAAUCUUAUGAUGGACCUUUGUCAUCUGGUAAAUCUGAAGAUGCUGCAUCAAGAAUUCAGCAGCUAACACAUUCAAGAUCCCUUUCAAUAGAUGAUGAGACACGGAUGCCAUCUGUCCCUGGAACUGUUGAAUCUGGGGCAUCAGAAGGGUUUGUUCGAGGAAGAUCUUACAAUAUCAGAUUGGAUGACCAGGUUCUGCUGAGAUUUUCUCCGAAGAACUCUGACUCGACCUAUUACUUUAGUGAUAUGAUAGGUGGAACGCUAACUUUCUUUCAUGAGGAAGGAACCAGAAGAUGCCUUGAGCUUUCGGUCUCACUGGAGAUGACGGAAACAAUAAGCAGGCGUUUUGUCCACCCUUCUAGGAAACUUUCUCCAACUAUUACAAAGGUUCAUAGUGAUCAUCACGAAGUUGUUGCAGAUUUGUUGCAGACCAGCUUUUUGUUUUCCGUUCCUAUGGAUGGGCCUAUGUCUUUUUCUACUCGCUAUGUUUCAGUGCAGUGGGCUUUGAGAUUCGAAUUUCUCACCACGCCGAAGAAUGUAGACUGGACCAGAUUUGAGCAUCCUCUUCUAAUUGAAGGACGAGAUAAAUGUGAGUGGCUCCUCCCAAUAACGGUCCACGCACCUCCCCUUGGUGCUGCUGCUCAGAUCCGGAAUGGGAAGCCAUUUUCUCUGGAACCACUAUGGGUUCACACGUGAAGGUAAAUAUAGCUCAGGGGCAGUGAAGGACCCAGCCUCCAACUCCAGCAGGAGCUAAUCUGUAGCCUGGACUGUUGAUUCUUGAUUGUACGGAAGGAACAAUAAAUAUAUUAAAUGAGAUUCAAAAGUAAUUGCAAAAUGUGAAUUGUAUUAGCGAACUUGUUUUGCCGCUUCCAUAGGUGUUGUGAAGCUACCCGCAUUCGACCAUUUCCUCCUGUAUUCCUAGACUUUUUCCCUUUUUCCUUGGAACAACUUUUUCUGGAACUGGAAAUCCUGCGUUACAUUUCUCCAAACUUCCAUUACAUCUCGGUUCAGAUCGUUCCAGCUUUUGUCAUUCUUUGUAUCCCCUGGAGUCUUUAUACAGAGACUAGAGACAGAGAUAUGGCGUCGUUAUCGGGUCCUUAUUCAACCAAUGCACAAACUUUUCCAAGAAACCACUUGCAAUGCCACGAUGGAAGCUAAAGCCUAGUGGAGAAAUUCUCCAGUUUUUUUAGUAUCAUGACAAUGCCUAAAUAGAUGGUCUCCAUUCUCUUCUACUCGACAUCUAGGGCACUCCGCAGAAAUUUGGACUCCCCUUUUCCUCAGCUCUUGGAGUCAGUUGUGCACCUUGUAUUGCUUUCCACUCUAAUAUCUAGAUUUUAGGUUUUCGACAAUCGUUUUCCAGGCCUUUUUGUAUAAUCCCUCCGGUCCUUAUUAUAAGCCAUUUUGAUUUUUUCUAGUUUUCACUUAGUAUACAUUUUUAAUUGACAGUUUUUUUGUUAAUUAAAAAUAUGUAUUAGGUUAAACCUAUGACAAAUUAAAAUGCCUUAUAUUAAAGAUCGGACGGAGUAUAUUACAGCUUAACGUUCAUCAUGAUAAUGUAAUACCUCAAAGAUGAACAACCGUAAUCGGACAUAUCCUUACUAGAUUAGCCAAAAAGUGGAGAAAUGAUUAAUUUCUUUAGUGACAUUAGAUCUUGAAUCGUCUAUAAGCAGAG